GAGGAUGUGCACGUGAUGGUGUACGUCGGCUUCGGCUACCUGAUGACGUUCCUUCGUCGGUUCGGCUACAGCGCCGUGGGCAACACGCUGCUUCAGAGUGCCAUCGUCCUUCAGUGGGCCGUCAUCAUGCGGGGUAUAUGGCGAGUGCACGGCGCCAAGAUACCGCUCGACAUGGAGAGCCUCUUAGGUGCCGAGUUUUCUGCCGUCACGUUCCUCAUCUCAUUUGGCGCACUUCUGGGCAAGACCAGUUUGAUCCAGAAUGCCAUGAUAGGGAUCAUGGAAACAGCGAUUGGUGCCGGCAACGAAUACCUGGGUGUAGUGGUGCUCCAGGCCGUGGAUCCUGGUGGUUCCAUAUUCCUGCACACUUUCGGUGCCUACUUCGGUUUGGCAGUAGCCUUCGUCACGCAUAAGAAAGACCACGUGGGCAACCGCAACGAGGGCUCCUCGUACAUUUCCGACGUCUUCUCCAUGAUUGGCACACUUUUCCUGUGGCUGUACUGGCCGAGCUUCAACGCUGCCACGGUCCGAGGCGCCGAGAGGCACCGAGCCGUGAUCAACACUUAUCUCGCACUGACGGCGUCGUGCCUGACUGCGUUCGCCGCAUCGUCUUGUCUCGACGGUCGAGGAAGACUCGACAUGGUCCACAUCCAGAACUCCACACUUGCGGGUGGCGUUGCCAUCGGCAGCAUUGCCAGCAUCUUGGCUGAGCCUCACAGCGCCAUCAUAGUGGGAAGUCUAGCCGGGACAAUCUCGGUGUUGGGAUACAAGUUCAUUUCGCCUUUCCUGGCUCGCCGCUGGAGUGUGCACGACACGUGCGGCGUGCACAACUUGCACGGCAUGCCGGGAGUUCUCGCCGGCAUCAGCAGUAUCAUAUUAGCGGCCACAACGUCCCACCAGUCUCACGGCGACAGUUUAUUCUCCGUCUAUCCGGCGAGAGCUUCUGUGUUGUUCAACGUGACUGACGGUCAUGGCUUCAACGUGACCUACGGACUUAACCGGUCCGCCGGUGAACAGGCCGCCUUCCAGCUCUGGGCUCUGCUCGCCACCUUGUCCAUCGCCAUCUCCGGAGGCGUUGCCACAGGACUCUUGAUUCGAUUGGAGUGCUUCGAGCCCGUGGACGUGCAAGACGCGUUCGAUGAUGGUGUCGCCUGGAAUGUGGCAGGUCCCGAGAUGCCUACGUUCGUGGAAGUGAAGCCGCGAGUGUCUUCCCCUCCUAGAAGGCCUCAAAUCCGGUUCAAGAACCGAGUAAUGAGCAUCUUGCGUGAAACCAGAGUUCAAGCUCCGUAAAACUCGACACAUUAAAUCAAAAAUGAAAAAAAAAUGACCUAGAGCAAGGAAUGUUGUCCUACGUGGUGCACUGUUCAACCUCGUGCCUCUCGAAUCGGACAAAUCAUGACGCGUUCAUA
Rhipicephalus sanguineus (brown dog tick) is the source of this 1406-nucleotide messenger RNA. RefSeq names its product ammonium transporter Rh type B. Bases 16 to 1287 code for a protein of 423 amino acids. Gene Ontology annotation, biological process: ammonium transmembrane transport; ammonium homeostasis. Gene Ontology annotation, molecular function: ammonium channel activity. Gene Ontology annotation, cellular component: plasma membrane. NCBI's taxonomy places the organism in Eukaryota, Metazoa, Arthropoda, Arachnida, Ixodida, Ixodidae. The transcript has 8 exons. The record is from RefSeq and is a predicted model, not a curated record.